Kockovaella imperatae is the source of this 1217-nucleotide messenger RNA. RefSeq lists its product as hypothetical. Bases 398 to 1135 code for a protein of 245 amino acids. The record is from RefSeq and is a predicted model, not a curated record. Lineage: Eukaryota; Fungi; Basidiomycota; Tremellomycetes; Tremellales; Cuniculitremaceae. The transcript has 3 exons.
GUGGAGGUUGGAUCAUUGACAUUCAGUCAGUAACGCGGUGGAAUGUCCACGUUUAGACUGCCGCUGCCCACUCAGAAAGCCAAGAGCACAGCCGUUCGACUUAUGUCGUACAGCCACAUCUCUAACCGACCAAUCCAGUAGUGACCAUUCGAUGUCGUGACUCGUCCAAGAGCGGCAAACACUCGAGCUAUCUAGAAAGGACACCGGGCCGGAAUGUCGACUGAUAGUCUCUCGAUUCAACCCAGCUAUCUCAUUCGUGCACCAUUGAAUCAAUUUUGGUGCCUCGCCGGGCGGAAUUUCGGUCCGCAUCUCGAGAUCUGGCUAAAAUGUGCAUCAUGGAAUGUUGGCUGUCAAAUGAUUGGUCAAGAUAGGAGAUCCUCCUCGCCCCUUAGACACUAUGGCCCAGUAUCCUACUCUCAAAGAUGUCCAGAGUCUCACGAUCCACCCCAUUCCUCAUGUCGCUCUGCCUGCACCCCACGACAAAUUUUGUCUCUCUCCGAUGCUUUCAACUGACGUCCGAGGAGCCGGUCGAGUUCUGAUGAUGGAUUCUGUCGCUUCGACCUCUGGCCAGGCCGAUACUGGGGAAGAGGUACAACAAUUUGUGGAACAAAGUAUGAUGGCUGAAGAAGUGCUUCUAGAGCUGACCGUUAUCAGGUCUUUGCGGACUCUGGGCGAUGCUGUACCCGACUUUAUUGGUUUCUUUGAGCUACGAAAGAUGAGACCUAGGGCUUGGUCAAAAGCUCGGCCAUCUGAUCCACCAGUAUCUCGAGAUGGGGCACACUGGACGAUGUCAUGCUUCAUCGACCCAGCUUUCGGAGGGACAGGGCUGAUGACGAUUGCCGGUCAAGAGUACAUGAAGCUAUGUCCAUACAUCCACGACAGGCCGGGUAUCGUGUUUGCAGGAUACGAGCAGGGCAAUGCACCUUCUCGCAGACUUCAGGCGCGACUCGGAUUCCGACCGAUAGGGAAAUGGUACAAUGCGAGGAUCGGAAAGACGCUCGUGGAUACUGUAUGGGAAGGAGCGGGGCGCGUGGACACACAGACAAAGCUUUAUGAAAGACUACAGGAUAUGACUGAGGAGGACUUUGGCGAGGAGAAACGGGAAGACGAGGAACAUGCCUCGAAGAAGAGGUAAAGAUGAUCUUAUUUUGUAUCAUUUUUUGCAUGAUCUUGACCCUCUGCCAAUCGUGCGGGUCUCUACACUGCAUGCGAUCUCU